Molecule: messenger RNA, 5307 nt
Organism: Bombyx mori (domestic silkworm)
Lineage: Eukaryota; Metazoa; Arthropoda; Insecta; Lepidoptera; Bombycidae
Exons: 10
Coding region: 283-1443 (386 amino acids)
Source: RefSeq, a predicted model, not a curated record
AGUGUUGGCACAGAGCCCGCCGGGACGAGCGGUGAAUCAGCAGAACCCCGACGCGGAGUGCGCACGCGCGAUCAAUACAAUGCAACCAUUCUCCGCCCUGCUUGCAUCAAGCGAACACCUCUCUCAAGCGUUCAAGGUCUCAAACUCAUAUUUUUCUGUAUUGAAAAACGCGCGUGUAUAACAAACGUCGCGUUAGAAGGUUACGCAGAUGUGUUGCGUUGUAAAACUAUUGUGCUCUGAACGCGUGUCGGUCGUGACUCGGAUGUUGUCUGACGCUUGAAAAUGGCUUCAAAAGUGCUCGUGCCCACAUCGCCGUUUUCGAAAUUGCAACUCAAGAAGACUCCUCCUGAAGGCGGCGGCUUCGUGAUCAGCAAUGACGCGGCGGCCAGGGUGGCUCACCUCGAGCACAGCGUCAGGUUCCUCCAGGAGCAGCACCGGUCGAUGCUGAGCGGCCUCCACGCUGAAAUCGAGGCGCUCAGGGAAAGAAACAGAGAUUUACAAUUCCAAUUGAUCUUCAACAAGGAGUCUUCGAAGGCCAGCUCCCCUACCACGAUGCCUGAGCCGCCGCGUAAUAAUGAGCAAUCGAGUUUAAAGGCAUUGGUACUUCGUCUGGAACACGAAGUGGCAGCUGCCAAGGAAGAAGCGCGUGCUGCGGAGGCUAAAGCAGCUCAGCUACAGAAGUUGGUCGAUACAGAAACCGAAAAACUUCGUGAAUUCGAAGCGGAGAGUAGAAAGUGCAAGUGUUCCCAAGCGGUGGGGAACGAGGAGACGGGCGCGGAGCUGCGCGCUCGGCUGGCGGAGGCGGAGCGGCUCGUGCGGAGACUGCGCGCCGACGCCGAGCGCCAGCGACGAGAGGUACCGGCGGGCGGGGCCGUCACUAACCACCUGUUUGACGGCGCGGCCGCUCACCGCGCUCACCUGCAUUGCAUGAAGAACUCUCUGCAGGCCAGCAUCCGAGUAAGCGGUCUGGAGCCAGGCUUCGGUUACCAGAACAACUAUCACUUCCCUCCUGUGCACAAUCCUGAGUUCUGGAGGGAACCGAUGAGAGAAGACUUCAAUUUGAUUGGUGCUCGCGGCAGAAGCACCCGACGACCUCUGACGUUACCAGAGUUGUCUGGGCAGGGAAUACAUCGCUCCACCGUCUAUGCCAAUAAUCAUACACGGCCGAGAGCGAAUGGCUACGAACAGAAGAGCAAGAAGACACAACCGAACGCCGAGAACAUCUCCCCCAGAACUCCCGAAGAGACAGAAUGCCGUUUAAAUACAACCGAAUGUCUCCCGAAAAUCGGUGAUUGUAAUAAAGAUGUUAACGCGAAACAUCCGCAAUUGAAAAUUGUUGUCUCGAAAUACAUACCCCACGGAAACGUGAACACGGAUCAGCCCGAGUCGAAGUCUCGCGGCCGUCGACCGAAUCAUCGCAAGCAUGGCGCCGACCACACGUAACUGCCGCACGCGACCACGCGCUGACCGCUCCAAGUUAUAAUUACGAGGCCUGUAACAUCUAUCGCGGCUGGUAAUACGCACGGUGAACAAGAAUAGUUAAUAAAACAAAACAAAACAAUUAAUUAUCAUGGAUAGUUUUCACCGCGAUGUCAGUUUGGCGUUGACAUUUGAAUACUGUCAUAAAAAAAAAUGACGCCAUUUGGUAUGCUCUGAACAUGAAACCUAAAUUAUGCACAUAAAAGUAAUACCAAUACAAAUUUCUGUUCAGUCAAUGUGAAAUUCCUGACCGUGAUUGUCAGUGUGAACUUUAUAACUUUAUAACUGUAAAUAAUAUUAAUUUGUUAUUCUCAAUCAAUAAAUAAAUCAUCUGUGGUGUUUCAUAUUAGUUACCGAAAACCUUUUUACUUUUUUCAUGCGAUAUUUGUUGCUUGACUGUUUUUCGACCUAGCAAACGUAGCCAGAAUUUUUUAAGGAGGAGGCUUUGUCUACAUCCAGAUGCUGUUUAGUUGAAACCUUUCUCAAUUGCUUAGGUUAUUCGGCAUUUGAUCUUUAAGUCAGUUCAAACCUACCAUUUAUAGUAUGUGUGCCCUACUUAUAUCUCUUAAUCUUACUAUAAUCUUAAUAUUUGUAAGAUACAAGGCACUUCGAAUACCUUGUAAAUGUACAAAGAAGUUAAUGUGAUGGUAACAUUAAACAAAUGAUUUAUUUUGGUGAUUGAGAGAGGAAAUUUCACAAAUUUUGAUAAUAACAUUUUUAUAUGUCUGUGAAAACUAUUCUACUUCAUCGAAAGUAUUCGAUCACUUUCUACAUAGUACAAUGCUUUAGAAAUUCGUAGUUGGAUUUUAUCAAUACAGUUUUAUAUAAUUAUUGUUGACUUCUUCACACACAACGCUUUGAUCUCUAACUAUAAUCGUUUUAAUCAUUAAUUUUGUAAAGAGGUGCGUUACAUACAGAAUAGCAAAACAGGUAUAAACGUCUGAGUAUAAUCACAAUACAAAGGAACGUAAUAUUAUAAGCAUGGGCACUUGAGUGAAUGAAGCAGCCGCUAUAUUAUCUACUUAGAUAUAUUCUACUAAGUUAUUCAAAAAUGAAUAAUCAUCAGUAAAGAACAAUUCACCAAUCCAAAUAUAUUGUGGGAUGUGUUUAAUUAAACGUACUGUUUUUCUUUUUGUACCAUGAUUGUAUUUCUGACACGAAGUCAAAACCAAUACCUACUUAAGCAUUUAUUCUUAGAAGAGUAAUAAGUACAUAUUAUUAAUAGUAAUUCCGGUACUUAAUAUUAUAAACCACGUGCUUAAUUUUACGAUUUAAAUUACCUACCUACCCUGUGCGAAUUCAUUUCAAUCGACUUUGUGAUUUUGAAGAUAAACUGUUAGCUGGGUGAACCAAUUGCUUUUUUGGCUCAGUAUAAAAUCAUCGGACAAUGAUUUUUUAAGAUCGGUGCAGUGUUAGUGUGAAAACUCAACUUUUUACUCUUUACUCUUUUCAUUGCGCGCUGUAUUGAAUUGAAUUCACAAAAAAUAAAUACCUACUAAAAAUAUGUACCUCCUCACAGCUUUGAUUCGCUGCCUAUUUUACCUGCAUAUUUAAUAUUGGUUUGUAAAAUUAUGAUGAAGAGAAAUCGUUGUGUGUGAGGAAGUCAUCCGGAAUCGAUUAUUCGAAUAAAAUAAUGUCAAUUUAAAAAAAAUAUUUCCGUCUCCUUCGUUCUCGUAAAAUAAAAAUAAAAACGACACCAUCAUGUUAUCGUUUUAAAACGCUUCUGACAAAAUGUGAUAUGAGAAGUAUUAGGUAUAUGAAUGAUUAUAAAAAGAGAUUAACACUUUAUUUUAUUAGGGUUUUGUGAUUUUAACUGAAUGCGUUAUUAUUUUAUCGCAAAGCGUAAAAAUGCAUUUUUUGUACCUACAUAAUUGAGCAAUAUGAUUUCUAAUACUCAGCGAAAACGUCUGCCAUUUUGUUUUCAAGAUUAAUAAUUUAUUUCUUUUUUCAGUACCAUCGGUGUGAUAAAGCUUUACAAAAAAUACCAUCUGGUUCGACUUGUAAUCUGUUAAAAGUUUACGACACAAAAUUAAAAUUUAUUUACACUUUCUAAUAUAUUUUUUGUUAAGUUUGUUCAAAUUAUUUCUUAGAUUUGCAGAUGAUUUUGACGUAUACUAUGUUUUUCUUUAAACUAAGGGUUUCUUGUACAUUCUGCCUUUGUCCUACUAUAAUAUAAGUGUGAUAAACACACGUAGUACCUCUGCAAUCGAACAGUUGUGAUUUGACUUAGUGUUUUUGCUUAAUUAAAACUGUCGUAGAGCCUGGUGCCACUUUCCCUGACAAUGUUAAAAUCAAAGUCAAGUAUUAUGUCAACCUAGAAAUAUCGGGACAGUGGCCCAUGAGCGUCAUACUAAUGCUCGCGUCGAGCGUAAUUAAAGACUAUGAUUUUUUUUCUUCUUUUAAUCUUGACUUGAGUGUAAGAAGAUGCGCUACAUUUUAUGUAAUUUAGCGGCAAAAUGUAAUUGGUAAAGUCAAUGACACCAUCAUAAAAAUAUAUAUAUUUUGUUCCGUCAAAGCAUUUAAUAUUUCUAUAUAAGAUAUUAUAUUCCAAUUUUUAUAACAUUAAUAACUGCCACUCUAAUUUUUUUUGUAAAUUGUUAGAUAGUUAUAUGUUAAAACGAUAUAUUUAGCUCGAGUACAAAUGUUGUGUUGAUUUAGUUUUUACAGCUUGUCAUGCAUACAGCCUAUUUUAAUAUUACUUAAGUGAAUAUAUCAUUCAAUACAACUAUGGAGGGUAAGGAGCGCCAUCUUGUUUAAGGUACAAGUAGAAAAAGUAUCCACCUGUAAACAGCAAGUUGUUGUUGAAAGACUCACCGAAAGAACAAUACUGUAGGAAGUGGGAAUGAUAUGAAUAUAGCAGUUUUAAACAGAGUGAAGGGUGCUGGAUUGAAGUGAACUGGGGUGGUUUAUGGCGCUAUUUUUUUAAUCUUUCCACUUGCUACUAUGGCACCACCUUAUUUGGCCCCCUUUCUGCGGACACUUUUUAAAACAUUGAGAUGGUGCUCCUUACUUCUAGGGUCCGUCCGCACAGACCAGCUCGGAGAGGAGAGCAGAUUUUUAUCACAUUGGAAGAUGAGUUUUGAGUAAUUGUAGUAAAGUUUAUUUUCGCAUGUGCACCUUCUUUGUCUUUAUGAAUGCUUGAAGGCGUUGUGUGGGAAGAGGAGCUGACCGGCUCCAAUUGUCGCUUUCAGACCUCUUCCAUAUGUGAAAUAGUUGGCGGCUCCGCUUCGGCCAAAUAAUUCUAAGCGAAUACAAUCCGGCCUGUCUGAAAAGAAAAAAGCGGGUCGAUGCACUUCGAGCCGGGCUGUCUGUCCUUGACCUUACUCGCCAUAAAUAAAAGCGUACAGUGCAGUGAUGCUAAGAAAAACAUUAUUCGUCACUCUCGCUCUAUUCAUGUGCGUUAGAGUGGAUACAGCUUGCCUUUGACAUAAAUACUCUUCAAAUUGUGAGAAGAAAUAGUCCUAUUUAAAAUUUUGGAGAGGAAUGAAAAAUACUUUGUUUGUAUUCAGAAUCGGAGAGUUGAUCUGUUUCAUCAAUUUUAUAUUACACGGGUUUUUGGCUAAAAAAAUACAAAUUUGUAUUUUAUGAUAUCGUUUAACAUAUGACUGGUGUAGGUAUUAUAAAUGAAGAUAAGCUUUAUUUGAUUUUAUCAAAUUUUAAUGUAGUUUUUUGGGCUAACGUGAUUCGUAUCGUAACGGUCUUUAUCUACCAGAAUAUGCCAAUUUUGUAGUCCUUAUUCCUUAUAUUAUAAUCAAAUAGUAAUUAUUGUGAUUAAUAUUGAGACGUCAUGAUUAUUCGACACGAUGGAAAUAUAUUUAUAGCGAAGUA